Molecule: messenger RNA, 3695 nt
Organism: Pomacea canaliculata
Lineage: Eukaryota; Metazoa; Mollusca; Gastropoda; Architaenioglossa; Ampullariidae
Product: transmembrane protein 135-like
Exons: 14
Coding region: 554-1570 (338 amino acids)
Source: RefSeq, a predicted model, not a curated record
AGCUGAUUGGUUAAAAAUCGCUCUUCCUGCGGGACGACACUAUGGCGAUCCUCAGCAAACCUUUGACCCUACACUGUACAUGUUAUGAACUGGGUCAUUGUUGGACACCUUACUGCUUACAAGCUACAAAAGACGUCGCGAAAAAUGUGUUUAAGAAGCGAUAAAAAUAUAUGGAACUCUGUAUUUGAUUACAGCACUAUUGCGGAAACGUGGUUGGAGCUACUAUAUAAAGAAAUUUGUACCUGAGACACUUCGGUCAAGUCUUUUCCUGACUGUUAAUGGCUCACUUUUUAUCACCCUUUUUUGUAUAUGGAGAAAGCUGUGCGGCUUCUACAUUUUCUACAACACCUUCGUCUGCGGGAUUCCUGCUUGCGCCCUGUCCAUUGUGGUGGAGCAGAAAUGCAGGCAUCUUCUGGGUUGUUUCACUUUUCUCAGCUCAUCUUUUCUGCCAGCCUAUCUCGCUGCAGCCUGCGCCGUUUUGCUGGAAAGAAAAAAUAGGCGGGGACCGCUGGCAGUCUACCUGACGAAUCUGGCAUUGGAGACAGGGUUUCGAAUGUUGGUCAACCGAGGACUUGUCACGCCAAUCAACAACGGAGAGGUGAUAUUGUUCAGUUUGGCAUCUGCCGUCUACUUGUACCUCUUCAGAAGGCGAGAUGGCCUCCCGCCUGUCAGCCGCUCAAUUUUCCGGUUCUUGCUGGGCUCGGAGGAAAAUCCAGACGCUGUUCGCGAUAACAGCCAAAGAGAGAGCAUUUCCACCAGCGACAACCACGACAACAGCAGCAACAGCAAACGACAUAGUUCUGCUUCUGAUGACGGAUGGAGGGCGUCGAUCGCCAGGAUACCCGGGGUACCGUAUCUUCGUGAGCGCGCUCUGGCUUUGCUACAGCUGAUGAAGGGUACACCUCGCCACCCGAUCUGCCCUCACCGCCACGGGUGCCUGCACUAUGUCGUCACGGGUCUCCUCAAGAUGUUUGGUGUUGGUCUCCUGGCUCAGAGUACCAUCAAGCUGAUGUCAUCGAUGUCGUUGUUGAGGAGAAGGCCGUCUCAAGUGCUCCGAUCUCUAGUCAGCAUGCAUAACAUGGGACUGGGAGCCUUUCUUGGUCUUUACUGCGCUCUCUUCAGGGCAGUCAACUGCGCCCUCCGUUGGCUUCGAGGGGAAGACUCGGCCGCGCACGGCUUUGUGGGAGGCCUGGCAGCAGGGGCGGCCAUGAUAUUUUACAAGAGCAUCACCGUGUCCCUGUACAGCUGCGCCAAGCUGAUGGAGAUCCUGUACUUUAAAGGGAUUGAGUCGGGGCACCUGCCGCACAUCCCAUGGGCAGAUGUCUUAAUCUACGCCUUUUCCACAGCUUUUGUUUUCCAUGCUGCUGUUUUCGAACCACAUGCGCUUCGUUCUGCCUACUGGAAAUUUCUUCUUCGGGUGACUGAGGGCAAGUUUGCUGGCAUGAAUCGCCGUCUGCUCGACGGAUUCGGCACGAAGUCCUCCCAGCUGUACCCCAACUACUGGCCGCAGUACGACACUCGCUUCACACAGCUGUCACCAAACACAGACCUGUCGUCUCUCUACAGAUGACAUCGCACACACCCUAGUCGCUCUCAGGCCGGGUAACUGAGCCUCGCCACAUGAUUGUUGCCGUUAAAAAAAAAAAAAACCGAAGGAGAGCUGACUGCGGCACAACAUGAUCAUCUUACUCACUACGUUUAACUAACGUGUGUGCGUUCGUGCGAUUAGUUUCAUGAUAAUUUGGGUCACCUCAGGUAAUUGUGUAAGGCCAACACACCAGUCUGAUUAAUGACUGGUUUCGACUUGAUAUUUAGAUAAGGUCACCACACCAAUCUGUAUUUUGCAGCACGUACUCAAUCUAAUUAAUGACCAGUUCUUAGUUAACCAACACCAAUAUAUAUUUUUCAACAUAGACUGCAGAUUUUCCUUUUGCUUCCCCAAUCCCCGCCCACUUUACCUCCCCUCUGCACACCGUUCUCUAGUUUUAUUACCAUUCCACCCGGUUCCCUCUCCAACACUCCUCAAAGUCAUGGAUGUGAACAUCGAGCGGCCGAAAGCGUGUCAGUGUAUGCAUGUGUGCGGUUCCGUCUAUUGUAUGUAUGUGCGUUUGUGUGUUUGUACUAAACUACUCCUACCUAUGUGUUACUCAAAAGUUAAUGAUGGCACAGUUUUUGUGAUUAUGUUUGUCAGGUCCCUAGAUUCCCCCCAUUCCUCUUUUUUUUUUUGUAGUUACGGUGGCCAGUAUGGAUGAGGCUGCGGCAAUAUGUCAGCCUGUCGCUUCUGAUAAACGCUGCUGCAGUCUCAGGUUUUACAUGUAGUUGACUAGCUACAUUAUCAUUAAUAACUACGACUUGUCAAAGAUUUUGCAUUUGAGUUAAACAUUUGUUCCAGUUUUAAAUCAUGUUUAGAAGUGUUUUUAAAGUUUUAUUUCCCAAAGAAUUUUGUAUACUUAACAAUGCUUAUUGUAAAACAAUACUUAUUUUUUUACAAAGAGGUGCCUUUACUUCAGGUCCUAAGUCAGACUGCUUGUCUCAGGGCGUUUGCCUGCAUUCCACGUUUAUUUCCAGACAGCACAUGAGUCUAAACUGCCUCCCUGGGUUGACAAACAGAACAAUCAUUUUCAUGCAUUUAUUUGACAUGAUUGGUUGUGAUAUUUCAGUAACCGAAUACCACACCUAUCCUCUCUGCUUAUUUCACAAGUACAUGAACACCGCCAACGAACACACACACAUACACACAACAACAUUGACAUAUUCUAAUGUGUUCUACAUCACACCACUGGCAUUAUAUACUCCCUCACCGUCAUCACUGUCAUCGUUACAGUUUCUGGUUUUCCGACUGUUCGUCGGUCCCUCCAAAGACCUUUUUGCUUUUUGCGCCGAUUUUCUAAACUUUUUGCAUCCAAAGAUUCUUGAAAUGAUAUUUGUUAACCACAAUGACAAACCACAACAAAUGUAACUUUCUUUCGCGACUUUCUUGCAUAAUAGUUCGAAAAGGUCAUGAACGGGUUAUUUUUCGACAUGUCAAAUCUUCACAAUGUCCAGUCAGAAAUAAAUUUCCAUUUCUAAUAACAUGAUGGCGAUGUAUAAUUACAAGGGCCUUUCGGCGAAAGUUUUAUUUGAUUACUGCUGAGUUCCUCCUCAUAUUUCCCACUACCACCUCCUUGUCCAUAAAGGUAUGUGUGCAGGUGUGAACGUUAGCAUGUUUGCACGUAUCCUAAUAUCUUCACGUGUACUUGUGUCUACCUGCCUGUCCGCUGGUUGCUGUGGUCCAGUCUCUGUUAUUCUAAUAUCCUAUAUUUUAUAUCGGAAUCUUGUACAUUUCUUAAGCCAAUCAUAACCACGCUAUCCAUUACUAUUCUAGAUGUGUGCAAAACCACAAAGUGAAAUUGUUGUUUAUUUUGAUCUCGAGAGUUCUCGAUGUUUAGACGUGACAAAUGCGCGUGCCUUAAUGAUUUUUUAAUGGAGUAAUAACGAGGGUGUUUCUCCAUUACGUGUCGGUAUACUUGAUAAGUGGCUCUGUAGAAGAUGUGAUAUAUACCUCUUGAUGCCUACAUGGCCCCAGUUCAGUGUGCGAUACGCCUUUUGAAGUGUAGUGUUUCUGUAUAGUGUGAGAUAGCCUUUAGCCCCAUGAAGUGGCUAUGCAGAGGCGAUAUCCAUUCUCGAUGGCAACGGUAAUAAAGUUGAUUGACUGG